UAUCGGCCAUUCAAUGCAACGACAACAAGAUAUCAUGUAUCAUUGGUUGUAUGCAUGUAUUGGUGUCUAUUUCUGUCUCUAUCUCUCUGUCUAUCUAUCCUCUAGCUAUCUCGCCCGGUCCACCUUAAGUGCAGCUUGAGCAGGCUGUCGUGUUUGUGUUGAAGCCAACAGGCACAAUAUAUUACAGUCUAGGGCUUGCUGCUGAAAAUCCUGCUGGAUCUUCCAGUGACCUGCUGUUCUUUCCUGCUUUCCUGUGUUUUUUUUUUCUUCCUCUCUAGAUUUAGAUGAAAUACAAAGCCCGUUCCUCCUUCUCCCUUGCCUUUUUAGACCUCAGCAAAGAAGCCCUGUAGUUUUGAGGUACUGUUACAAGGUUGGAAGACUCGAAUGGAGAUACGUGUUUGUUUAUGUAGCUUGUUGGGGACAUUUGCAGAAGGACAAGACUGUGGACAGCUGGACGUGAUUCUUCGGAAUUCCCUGCUCCUCCCGGUCUCCUGACCUGUCGGACUGAGAGCCGGACAGUAACGGAGUGGGACGUCAGGGAAUUCUGGGGGGAAAUCCAGUCCAAGUGUGAGUAAGGGGAUCUGUUUUUAGAAGACCCCCUCGUCGGAUGCACUGACAGCCUUCUGCGGCUCGGAAAGAACAGAGCCGGGUUCCCAAACUCGAUUCGGGGCUCUGUCCCCUGGUGGAGGGGGGACGCAGAAGUACGGAGGGUCAGCGCAUUGGCCGUCAAACCCAUAGCCGGCAUCCCUCCGGUGACCAUGUACCCGCAGGGUAGACACCCGGUACCUCUGCAGCCUGGACAGUCAUUCAAGUUCACAGUGCUGGAGACUCUGGACCGCAUUAAAGAGGAGUUCCAGUUCCUUCAGGCUCAGUACCACAGUCUCAAACUAGAUUGUGAGAAGUUGGCCAGCGAGAAGACGGAGAUGCAGCGCCACUAUAUCAUGUACUACGAGAUGUCCUAUGGGCUCAACAUUGAGAUGCACAAACAGGCGGAGAUCGUGAAGCGACUCAGUGCUAUCUGUGCUCAAAUCAUCCCUUUCCUCUCUCAGGAGCAUCAACAGCAGGUUGUUCAGGCGGUGGAACGUGCCAAACAGGUCACCAUGGCAGAGCUCAACGCCAUCAUAGGGCAGCAGCAGCUUCAGCACCUGUCUCACCACACUCCAGGUAUUCCUCUUACUCCUCACCCUUCAGGUCUGUCUCUGGGCGGCACGUCAGGGCUGCUGGCCCUCACCGGGGCUCUGGGAGUCUCCGCCCACCUGGCCAACAAGGACGAACGCAACCACCUAGACCCUGAGCACCUGCGAGAGGGUGCGCCCAGCAGGAGUAAAUCAGUGUCGUCAACUGACAGUCAGGCAGCGGAGGAUCGUCAGGGUCCCUCAGGGGUGUACCCCUCACAGGCCAGCAGCGAUGCCAAACGGAGACGGUGUGAUGAAAAAGACGUCCUCCCGUCUCACUACGACAGUGACGGAGACAAGAGUGAGGACAAUCUUGUAGUAGAUGUCUCAAAUGAGGAGCCAUCCUCUCCCGUAGACAGUGCCCCUCUGUCUCCACAUGGGAAUGGUUUGGAUCGAGCCCCGACCCUGAGGAAAGAGCUCUCAGGAUCCCCCAGCCCCCCUCCGUCCUCCCCACCACACAGUCCACCUCCUGGCAAAAACAAGGACACGGCACACACAGAAAAAUCUCAGUCGCCCUCCUCUAAAUCAGGCAGUUCUUCUCCCUCUCACCAUGACACUCUCACCCCUGGUCCACCUGGCCCACCCGGGCCCAGCACUUCCUGUUUACGCCUGGUCAACAAACCUGUCUCCUCUGCGGACCCUCUGGCUCUGCGGAGUCCCAUGACCAUGACGCCCGGUUCUUACCCAGCUCACUUCGGGGUGGUGUCCCACGCUGGGCUUAACGGAGAGCUGGCCAGCCCGGGUGGGUUCGGAGGCUCACUCACCCUCUCGCCCCAAAUCAGUGCUGCAGCCAGUGCCUACACACGCAGCCCUAUGGUAGCGUAUGAAUCUCGUUCACAUCUUAGGCCAUCAGGGCUGUCCUCCUCUCUGCCUGGCUCCACUGGUGGCAAGCCAGCUUACUCGUUCCAUGUGAGUGCAGAUGGUCAAAUGCAGCCGGUGCCCUUCCCUCCUGAUGCCCUCCUCGGCCCUGGCAUCCCUCGUCACGCCCGUCAGAUCCACACCCUCAGUCAUGGAGAGGUGGUAUGCGCGGUCACCAUCAGCACUUCCACACGUCAUGUCUACACUGGCGGGAAAGGCUGCGUCAAAGUGUGGGACAUCAGCCAACCGGGCAGCAAGAGCCCGAUGGCCCAACUGGACUGUUUGAAUCGAGACAACUACAUCCGUUCAUGUAAGAUUCUCCCAGAUGGAAGGACUUUGUUAGUUGGGGGAGAGGCCAGCACGCUGUCCAUCUGGGAUUUGGCCACGCCCACUCCACGAAUCAAGGCCGAAUUGACGUCCUCUGCUCCGGCCUGCUAUGCUCUGGCCAUCAGUCCAGACAACAAGGUCUGCUUCUCCUGCUGCAGUGACGGAAACAUUGUGGUCUGGGACCUGCACAACCAGACGCUUGUCAGGCAGUUCCAAGGUCACACAGAUGGAGCCAGCUGUAUCGAUAUUUCCAAUGACGGGACCAAACUGUGGACGGGGGGUCUGGACAAUACAGUGCGCUGCUGGGACCUGACAGAGGGCCGACAGCUGCAGCAACAUGACUUCACCUCACAGAUCUUUUCUCUGGGUUAUUGUCCUACGGGCGAGUGGCUUGCAGUGGGUAUGGAGAGCAGUAAUGUGGAAGUGCUGCACGUCUCCAAACCAGACAAAUACCAGCUGCACCUUCACGAAAGCUGCGUUCUCUCACUCAAGUUUGCCUACUGCGGGAAGUGGUUUGUAAGCACGGGAAAGGACAAUCUGCUCAAUGCAUGGAGGACGCCAUAUGGAGCCAGUAUUUUCCAGUCAAAGGAGUCCUCGUCCGUCCUGAGCUGUGAUGUUUCCCCAGAUGACAAGUAUAUUGUAACUGGUUCUGGGGAUAAGAAAGCCACAGUGUAUGAGGUGGUGUACUGAACACAAAGAUGGACGGAUGGAUGAACAAAGAGCGCCAAGCAUGAAACAAUCAUGGAUGGCAUGGCGGGCAACCAUAGCUCUUCUAUUUGCGGUCCUUAUCUAGUCACAACCAUUUGAGAGAUAGAAGGAGGCUUUGUUCAGAAUUGCAUACUACCAUACUAUUCAUACUUUUAUGCAGAAUGUAUACGGAGCACAGUAUGAACAUUUUCUUUAUACAUAAAAUACCCAGAUGACGUACUAACAGAGCUGGGUAGUAACGGAUUACAUGUAAUCUGGAUUACGUAAUCAGAUUCCAAAAAGUA
Messenger RNA from Sinocyclocheilus anshuiensis, 3352 nucleotides. Its product is annotated as transducin-like enhancer protein 4. Gene Ontology annotation, biological process: negative regulation of canonical Wnt signaling pathway; regulation of DNA-templated transcription. The transcript has 20 exons. Gene Ontology annotation, molecular function: protein binding; transcription corepressor activity. Bases 759 to 3050 code for a protein of 763 amino acids. The record is from RefSeq and is a predicted model, not a curated record. Gene Ontology annotation, cellular component: transcription regulator complex; nucleus. NCBI's taxonomy places the organism in Eukaryota, Metazoa, Chordata, Actinopteri, Cypriniformes, Cyprinidae.